UUAGCUUCAUAGGUCUGUUGCUCAUAUGAUUUAUUGACAUGUUUUUUUCUUUGAGGUUUGCAUGGGCACAUGUUAGAGGCAACUAGAAUUGUAAAUCAUGGGUAGACUUUUGAUUCGAUUAAAUUGUUGGUCAUUGUGAUUUUUGUGAAAAAAAAAUCAUUGUAAAUAAUUUAUUUCAAGCAGCUUUAUUUCCUAUUUGUUUUAAAUUAUUUAAAGCUACUUAAAUUAUUUAAUAACAGACAAACUUGUACUGUUUAUUGUUUAAAUGUCAUGUCUCAUACAAAGUGAUAACCUUGUUUUUUCCUGCGAAUGUUCAGCUCCGCACUCCAGCCCAGUAGGUGGCGUUAAUGCACCAAACACCCAAAAACUUAAAAGAAGACGAAGGUAUACUCUUCCAAAUGCAAAUAUUUGCAGAAGAUGCAAGCGUUUUUUUUAGUUAGAAGUAGAGAGGGUAAAGUACUGUAUGGAGAAGGAGGUGUGCUGACAUGGGGGCCACAGUUGAGCACACAUUUAACCAGCAUGACUACCCCAGCAUUUUUGUAGCGGCAUGCUAUCGCAUCUGGUUUACACUUAAUGAGACCAUAAUUUUUUUUUCCCAACAGGACAAUCACCCCAAACACAUUACUAGGUUAUGUAACAGGUAUUUGUUCAAGAAGGAGAGUGAUGGAGUGCUACAUUAGAUAACCUGGCCUCCACAAUCAUCCGAUCUAAAUCCAGUAGAGAUGGUUGGACCAGAGAGUAAUGGAAAAGCAGCCAAGUACUCGACACCUCUGGGAACUCCUUCAAGAUAGUUGAAAAACCAUCCCAUAACUACCUCAUGAGGCUGACAGAGAAUGCCAGGAGUGUGCAAAACUGUCAUCAAAGCAAAAGGCCUUAUACACCUAUGCAUGGGACACUCUCUCACGUAUGGUUUGACCGCUACAAAAUCUCCCGUGACUGCCCAGAGCAUUUGGAGUCCAUUGACGAAAUGUGCCAUAAUUUAGGAGCUGUAGUCCAAGAUGAGAUCCAAGCUGGUGUACCUAAGCACAGGAUGAUUAUUGGUGGCUUCUCUAUGGGUGGAGCCAUGGCAUUACACCUGGCCUGCAGGUACCACCAGGAUGUGGCUGGAGUCUUUGCUCUAUCCAGCUUCCUAAAUAAGAACUCAGUUGCUUAUCAGGCAGUUGAAGAUGCAGUAGAACGUCAGCUACCAGAGCUUCUUCAGUGUCACGGCACAGCUGAUGAGCUUGUGUCCCAUACCUGGGGAGAAGAGACCAACAGGUUGCUGAAGAAUGCUGGCAUGGUUACCUCUUUCCAAUCAAUCCCUGGGCUUUACCACAAUCUCUGCCAGCUUGAGCUAGAGCUUCUACGUUCCUGGAUCCUGAAGAAGCUUCCAACUAAAAGCUCUUCCACUACCAAGUUUUGAGCUAUACUUCACCUUUUUCCUCUGCAUAAACUGAUUUUAAAAACAAAAAUAUAUAUAUAUUUGUUGUGCAUAUAGUCCUGCAGGUUUUUUUUUUUUUUGGUUAGUCCUGUUUUAUAAACUCAAUACAUUGCACAUGCUAUUGCUAAUUGGUUUAAUGUGCAACAUGUUCAGCUUUUAAAAACAUCAGUGUGUAAAUGUGUGUUAAUACAGCUAUAAAACCUUUCUCUGAUGAUUGUGCUCUAUGUACACAUGUUGUCCUUGAAAAACUGCAAUUAUUGUGCACAUUUCCCAGCUGCCAGCAGGAACCACAUUAAAGUGUUGGCUGAAGAUGCUGUGGUGAUGGGAUGGCUGUUUCUUUCACUCAUUAUAGUUGUGGUCAGUCUGGAGCUGCAGGUAGAACUAUCACACCAGAAAGCAGGAAUGCCACUCAAGUUUGUGGUCUGGAGUUGGAUUCCUACUUAUUUGACACCCUUUCCAUUUCCUGCAGACUUGCUGUAGAUCCCUUCUAUUCCUUUUUCCCCUUUAAGCAGCGAUAUCAUUCUUUGUUUUUAAGUCUGUUAAAUGCGUUUAGAGGUCUGGACUGUUUGCUCAGUGGACACAAGCUACAGCACAGGUUCCUUCAUUAAUGGUUAUUGGGUGGAAGUGGUUAGCGAUUUUACUGUUGUGCUCAAAUUACGCAGAGGGGCCACUAUGCACCAUAUAUUAGUCUUAAGAAGCAUAGAGAGACCUAGGCUGACAUACAGAGCUGUCUUUUUUUUCUUUUUUUUUUUGCAUUGUCACACUUAAAUGAUUUAAAUCAUCAAACAAAUGUUUGUUACACAAAAAUAAUCCCAAUAAAUACAUAAUACAGUAAAAAAAAUCAGGGGCAAAUACUUUUUUAUAGCAUUGCAAUAAUAAUUGUGUAUAUGUGUGUAAAAAUAUGUAAGGGUAUGUAAUGAGUAUCUUUGUCGGUACUCUGCAAAUGGUUGUUACAUAAGAGAAAGUCAAUUACAUGACAAGAUGGCAUGUGUUUAUUUAAAAAAAAGAUAAUUAUAUACAAAGAAAAGACACUCUCCUUUAUUAAUUGUGGAGCAGUGUCUGAUUCAUAAUGCAGGAUAAAUAAAAAAAAAUAAAGAAAAAGCAGUGCAAAUAAUUAGCUUGAAAAUGUACCCAAGUUGAG
This is a messenger RNA of Clarias gariepinus (North African catfish), 2561 nucleotides long. It is a transcript of the gene lyplal1, whose product is annotated as lysophospholipase like 1. The record is from RefSeq and is a predicted model, not a curated record. The transcript has 4 exons. Lineage: Eukaryota; Metazoa; Chordata; Actinopteri; Siluriformes; Clariidae. Gene Ontology annotation, molecular function: palmitoyl-(protein) hydrolase activity; carboxylic ester hydrolase activity. Gene Ontology annotation, biological process: protein depalmitoylation. Gene Ontology annotation, cellular component: cytoplasm. Bases 818 to 1402 code for a protein of 194 amino acids.